ACUACUUUCAAUCAUUUCAAUUUUAUAUAUGAAAUAUAGAUCUCAGAUUCUAAAUCUCAUCAAAUUACACACACAUUUACCACAGAAGAAGGCACAUUCUUACCGUGAUAUAAUUUCUAAUCACCCCAUAUCCUCAUCUUUCUCUAUAUAUGAUUGCUCAAUUCUUCAAAGUAGACUUAAGAACUUAGGGUUAGGGAGCAAGAAAGAGCAUUUAACAUGAAAUCGUACCAUUUUGCAUUCAUAUUAUUGUUCUUCCUUCUUCUCCACCAAUCCCUUUCCGCUAACUUCCCUGUCCCUUAUUCUUCCACGGCCAAAGUAAAGAAGAACAAAAGAGGCAAGACGUUUGAGAAUCAAUGGAAGAGGGAAAUCUGGCCUUCAGAGCCAUAUGCACCACAGAAGAAAAUCAAAGGUCUAUCUCUCAUCAAAAACUACUUUGUCGAAUUUGGCUAUCUUCAAUCCUUUGCUCCAUUCAGCGAUUUUUUAGACCCAAGAACAAUUUCGGCCUUCCAAACCUUCCAGCAACGUUUCAACCUACAAGUUACCGGCAACCUGAACAACCAGACCCUCAACCAAAUCCUACUACCACGUUGCGGUGUCCCUGACAAGAGUUUCCCACGCUUCAUCAACAACGAGGCGCUGCCCAGCUACAAGAACCGAUGGUUCGGCAAGAGAAACCUCACCUACGGUUUUCUUCCGGAGAGUGAAAUCCCAGAAAGCAUGAGAAAAGUGUUCAGAGAUUCCUUCACUCGCUGGGCGACCGCCACAGGGGUUUUGAAUCUGACGGAGACAACCUACGAAAACGCCGACAUCAAAGUAGGGUUCUACAAUUUCACAGAAGGUGUUCCGGAGCAGUUGUAUGGGAUAAGCUCUGUAAGGUUCCAAGAAGGUUCUAAUGUGAGUAUAGGGGAGAUACGUCUUGAUGGUUCCUAUUACUGGGCGGUGCCGAGUGAAAACGACAGCGUAUCGUGGAAGGAGGGGGUUUUGGACUUGGAGAGUGUGGCGAUGCACGAGAUAGGGCAUUUACUUGGACUUGACCACUCUUUCAUGAAAGAGUCUGUUAUGUAUCCUUACAUUUUACCAUCACAGCAACGAAAGAUACAACUCUCUCCGACAAGAACAACAUUCUUCAACAGUACAGUGAUGCCAAGUCUGGUUAUUGUGGAAGUUGGAGAGUUCUUGUAAUUAUCACCUUGUCCCUUGGAUUUGGUUAUAUGGUGCUUCCAGCUUGAGAGUGGAUUUGGAAUCUUACUGGGAAUAAUAUUA
Messenger RNA from Vigna angularis (adzuki bean), 1263 nucleotides. Its product is annotated as metalloendoproteinase 1. Gene Ontology annotation, molecular function: metalloendopeptidase activity; zinc ion binding. Gene Ontology annotation, cellular component: extracellular matrix. Gene Ontology annotation, biological process: collagen catabolic process; proteolysis; extracellular matrix organization. The transcript has a single exon. Bases 217 to 1182 code for a protein of 321 amino acids. NCBI's taxonomy places the organism in Eukaryota, Viridiplantae, Streptophyta, Magnoliopsida, Fabales, Fabaceae. The record is from RefSeq and is a predicted model, not a curated record.